AUGACUUGCCCACUCACACCAUUAUUACCGGCAUCAUCAUCGGAAAUUAGCGAUGAAAGCGAUCAAAUGGUUUGCGAUGUUUCUAAUGACAUUAAUAUUGGUAAAAAAUUGAGCAAAAUUUGCCACAGAUUGGCCCAUCCUGAUGUCAAAAUACGUUCAAAGGGAAUUAAGGAUGUUGGGAAAUUUAUCGUUAACACUCCUAUUAUAGGCACAGGAGCCAUGAAAAAAUUGGCAAUUGCCAUCUAUUUCUAUAUCUGGUCCACCGAUAUGCCCAUAAACCAACGGCAGGUCUCCGUAAAAAUAGCCCAACUACAUAAUUCAUUCGGCGAUUAUCGCAAAUCAUUUUCCUACUUCCGGGCUAUCUUCUUUGCCCUUGCUGAAAACUGGUCUAUGAUUGAUAAGUUCAGGUCCGAUAAGAUGCUACUGUUUGUUCGUAUUAUGGUGGCAGAAGUACUUGGGUUUAUCCAUAAAUCCCGUUAUAACAAGCAGAUACUUAAUCAUUUUUCUAAACUUAUCCAGGAUCCAAAUGGAAUUUGUAGCGAAAAGGCUACUGGAUUGACAAUGCAUGUGAUUGAAGUAUUUAUACCAGAAUACAAGGCCACUAUUCAUGAAAAUCCCACUACUAAGGCAUAUAAGGGUAUACUGUUACCCUUCGUAAAAUUGUCUUUAGGUAACAACAUGAACAUUGUUAAGCAUAUUCACAACAAGAUACUUACUUGUCUUGGCGAUGUUUUUGAUAAUCGCACAUUUCUAAAGAGUAUUGUUAAGAAGAUCAACAUGUCGCCAAAUAAACAAGCAAGAUCUCUUAUGGAAAAGACACUAAAGCUAUAUGAAAAUUCUAUGGAUAUUGAUGAAGUAUUUCCUCCAAUAAAAAUCCCAAAGGUACAUGAAAAUAUACAAUCAGUGCUAAAGAAUAAUUGUAAGAAUGAACACAACAAAAAUAAGGAUUUGAAGGUUGUAUUCAAUCUCAAGAAUAACAAAACAACUGCAUUCUACAAAAACCAACCUCCUGCUAAAAUUUCAAGUAUUGCUGAGAGCGUCUGCUAA
Messenger RNA from Babesia microti strain RI, 1047 nucleotides. Its product is annotated as RRP1, ribosomal RNA-processing protein 1. The coding region runs from base 1 to 1047 and encodes 348 amino acids. The record is from RefSeq and is a predicted model, not a curated record. Gene Ontology annotation, biological process: rRNA processing. NCBI's taxonomy places the organism in Eukaryota, Apicomplexa, Aconoidasida, Piroplasmida, Babesiidae. The transcript has a single exon. Gene Ontology annotation, cellular component: preribosome, small subunit precursor.